UACGAAAAAUAAAGUUACGAAGAAACGCAACUAAGGAUCAAAUCUGAGCUUUGGCGCUCGCUAGAAAAAGAUGAAGUGAAGGUCUGCCUGAAGAUUCUGAAGUUCUUUGGAACAAGGAAGGAAAAAGGAACGUGUCAGAAGUGGGAUUCGAACCCACGCCUCCAACUGGAGACCAGAAAGCCCGCAGGCAAGGUAGAGCCCUGGCCGCCAAGCCCGGAUCCGAUCCCGUGUCUUCCCCCGUCAACCUGUAGGCUCUGGGGCUCAUGGCGGCGUCCCCGGUGGUGGAAGCCUCCAGAAGGCGGCGGGAGAAGCGGCGGCAGCUGGACGCGCGCCGCAGCAAGUGUCGCAUCCGCCUGGGCGGCCACAUGGAGCAGUGGUGCCUCCUCAAGGAACAGCUGGGCUUCUCCCUGCACUCUCAGCUCGCCAAGUUCCUGCUGGACCGGUACACUUCUUCAGGCUGUGUGCUUUGUGCAGGUCCUGAGCCUUUGCCCCCCAAAGGCCUGCAGUAUCUGGUGCUCUUGUCUCAUACUCACAGCCGAGAGUGCAGCCUGGUGCCUGGGCUUCGGGGACCUAGAAGCCAAGAUGGGGGGCUUGUAUGGGAAUGCUCAGCUGGCCACACCUUCUCCUGGGCCCCCUCUUCAGACCUCACAUCUCCUGAGGACCCUAAGCCUGUUUCCCUUCCAAGUACUGCUAGGAGAAGCUGGUGCCCAGAAAAGCAGGAAUCUACAGAUCUUGAAUGUGGGCAUGAUGAGAAGACUCAGGAGACCAGGUUGUUGAGGGAAGUGACACCCUCACCAGAGACCUUCCUGCCCCCAGGAGAAGAAGGCGAGGAAGAAGAUGAGGAUGAAGAGGAGAUGCUCAGUGAUGCCAGUCCAUGGACAUAUAGUUCCUCCCCAGAUGAUGAUCUAGAGGCCCCCAGGACGCCCCCUCCCCCUGUCACCCACUCACUUAAAGAUGGGAAGAUACCCACCACCACAGUAGCUCCCUCCACUCCUCUGAUUGUGCCAUCAUCAUCAACCUCCUCACCGGGUUCUGGAGCUCAUUUAUCCAUGGAAGUUGGGAUACAGCCAGACCUCAGUGGAACUUCCCAAGAAGCCAAACAGACUGAAGUUCAGGCAAGCCCUGGGGAUCAGGCUGAAUUGGCGCUAGCUUCUUCUUGGAAUGAGGACACUGACACUGCACAGAUCAUCCCCAAGAGAAUUAGGAAAGCUGCCAAAAGAGAGUUGCUGCCUUGUGACUUCCCUGGCUGUGGAAGGAUCUUCUCCAACCGGCAGUAUUUGAAUCACCAUAAGAAGUACCAACAUAUCCACCAAAAAUCCUUCUCCUGCCCAGAGCCAGCUUGUGGAAAAUCUUUCAACUUUAAGAAACACUUGAAGGAGCAUGUAAAGCUGCACAGUGACACCCGGGACUACAUCUGUGAGUUCUGUGCCCGAUCUUUCCGCACCAGCAGCAAUCUAGUCAUCCACAGGCGCAUCCACACUGGAGAGAAGCCCUUGCAGUGUGAGAUCUGCGGGUUCACCUGCCGUCAGAAGGCCUCCCUGAACUGGCACCGGCGCAAGCAUGCAGAGACAGAGGCUGCCCUGCGCUUCCCUUGUGAAUUCUGUGGCAAACGCUUUGAGAAGCCAGACAGUGUUGCAGCUCACUGCAGCAAGAGCCACCCAGCCCUCCUCCCUGCUCAAGAGUCACCUAGCCCAUUGGAACCCUGCACUAGCAUUGCUACCCCUGUACAACUGGGUUCCAGCAAAGGGUCAAGCCAUUCUGUGACUCUUCACCAUCAGACCCUGCUCCCUCAACCGUGAACAUUGCCUGAGCUCUGGGGAGGAGCCAGACUGCAGGGACUGAAAAGGAACAAGGAAGGGAAAGCCUAAAUGUCUGACCUCUAGGAAUCUAGGUGGAUAAGGGAGCACAAGUUGAGCAAGGCUGGGCUCUAGGGGAAACCAGACUACUUUAGUCUUGCUAAAGGAUAGAAUAGCCCAGUAUUCUAUGUAGGUAUAUGUGAGUAGAUCAAAUGUUUUUUGGCAUCUGAAGCAUGGGAAUCCUGAUUCCUUUGAAAAUAAGCUCAGAUAGACAGGGCCUGGUUAUCUUAUAGAUGCGUUACCUAGCUGUCUCUGCAGACCCUGCUCCCCCCAAACCUAAGGCCCAACUUUGUCCAGUUCACUUUGGCACUUUGCAACCCUUUGCUGUAGAGUAUUGAAGCUGCUCUUGCAUGCAUGGUAAUAUGUGUGUUUAAGCAGGUGCACCACUGCCAAGCCUGCUCUUGCACACACGUCGGGCGGGUCAUUAAUAGUAUGAACACUGAGUGAAAUUUAAGAGUGACUGUCUGGAAAAGGAAUAGGUGUUUAUGAUCCUGA
Erinaceus europaeus (western European hedgehog) is the source of this 2351-nucleotide messenger RNA. RefSeq names its product zinc finger protein 692 (gene ZNF692). The transcript is spliced from 12 exons. The record is from RefSeq and is a predicted model, not a curated record. Gene Ontology annotation, biological process: regulation of transcription by RNA polymerase II. Gene Ontology annotation, molecular function: chromatin insulator sequence binding. Bases 264 to 1799 code for a protein of 511 amino acids. Gene Ontology annotation, cellular component: kinetochore; chromosome. Lineage: Eukaryota; Metazoa; Chordata; Mammalia; Eulipotyphla; Erinaceidae.